UCGUGAUUUUGUGGUGUUCAGUCUUCUGAGUUGACUCGAGUAACUCGUUAGUUGCCUUUCGGUUUCGCCGUGUUUUCUGCUUUUAUAAUUUUUCGACCAAAAAACCGUUAACUCUUUUGUUUAUUUGACCAUGUCUUGUGCUUCUGCAACUGCUGUAGCAUCAGUCUACAUUUCCGGCCCGAACUGUCCCGGCAGUCUUACCCACGUACCCAUUUGGAGAAGCUCUUCUCUCAGACCACCGCCGCCGUCUUCUCUCGGCGACUUCUCCUUCAAGAUCCCAUGUGGGUCUUUCAGGCGGAGCUCCGUCCUCACUGGAUUCAGAAGUACUUCCCCCGUCGUUAUGCAAUGGCAGGACUGCACAGUAAAGAUGGAAAUUGAUGUGCCUAUUUCCGUUGCAUAUGAUUGUUACUCUGAUCGUGAGGCGAUUCCCCGUUGGAUGCCUUUUAUUUCAACCGUGAAGAUAUUGGAAGACCAGCCUGACCUAUCACGAUGGUCACUGAAGUAUAAAGCUUUUGGUCGUAAUAUUGAAUUCUCAUGGCUUGCUCGGAAUAUGCAGCCUACACCAAAUCAGAAAAUCCACUGGAGAUCUCUAGAAGGGCUUCCUAACAGAGGUGCUGUUAGGUUCUAUCCGAAAGGUCCUUCAUCAUGCUUAGUAGAACUAACGGUGUCAUAUGAAGUUCCGCCAAUUCUGUCUCCAGUGGCAUCAGCGCUUCAACCAUUUCUUGAAAAUUUACUUGGACGUGGCUUGGAAAGGUUUGCGACAUUUGCAAGAACCUACAAAACAGACUCACCAGUUUGAUAUUUUAAAUGAGUAACCACUUCAUCUUACCGAGUGAUUUUCCCACUGAAGCAUUGUUUGAUAUUAUACCAUUUGGGUCCAAUGACCAGCUUCUCUGAGGCUGGCUUUUCCCUCUUGUAAGUUACUUCUUCCCAAAGGCAAAGAAUGAAGAAAUUAUUCAUAUAA
Messenger RNA from Malus domestica (apple), 964 nucleotides. RefSeq lists its product as uncharacterized. NCBI's taxonomy places the organism in Eukaryota, Viridiplantae, Streptophyta, Magnoliopsida, Rosales, Rosaceae. The record is from RefSeq and is a predicted model, not a curated record.